UAGUUUCUACAUGUUGAUUUCAUAAAUAUUUUAGUCAUUAUUUGCAUUUAUGUUCGUCUCUCCUAACAGUUUGUGUCCCACAUUUUUUCUGUUUUAUGUUGUUUAAUUUAAAUAACUUCUUAUUAUGUCAUCAUUUUGCAUUGCGCUUUCAAAUUGGUCGAGUAUGCCAUUUUGAGCCUUUUAUAAAGUAAUUUCCAAUUGUUCGUUACUUGGAGAUUUAARUUUGGUCAUAAGGAAGCUUCCAGUGCUGAUAAAAAUGACUUUUAAUGAACCUUAGACAUAAAUGCAUAGCUGUGGCAUUUUACAUGUUUAAAAAAAUGGAAAAUCAGUGUCAAGUUCCUUUUUUAUAGUUGCUCAAAUAAAAAUGUGCCACGUACAUUUGCCAUUUUCUCUUAGAGCUUACCAAAUGUAUUUAGGCCUAUUUUUAUUGUGUAGGAGAUCACCUCAGAAGUUGGAUAACAAGACAAUUGAAAAAAAUCACGAAUGCAAACACAGAAAAAUAAGAUUCUCAGAGGAAAUACAGCACUGCAGGAAGAAUGCAUGGAAACAUCUGUACUCGUGCACAACAUAAAACAGCUGGAGAGGACCAGCCAUUUCCAAUCAAGCCUGUGAGCCACAAAACACUCCCAAGGACACAAGACCGACCUGGUUUACAGCAGUUUGAGAAAACCACUUUGUCCUCACAGCCCAGAGGCCGUUUGCUGCCACUAGAAUACCCUUCAGGUGGCACUCCAAAGACCCCUACAUCCUCACAAAAAUGGCAGARGGAAGCGCUUCAGAUGACAAGAGCUAUUCAGGAGAAAGAGCUACUUCUACAGGAAAAGCUCUGGAGGCUUGGAGAAAAAAUAAGACAAACCAUCCAAAGCAGUAGUGCUGACACUGCUGCAGGUUACGAACAGAAGAAUGGAAAGGAGAGGCAGUACAGUGGACAAGAUGAAUGGGAAGAAAUUCACACAAAAGACAGGUUAUCUGAGUAUCAGAGAACACCAUUAAGAAGGAACGAUAUGCUGGAUGGUGAAAGUUUGCAUGAGGAUUUAAUGCAACUGAGGAUAAAACAAGGUCGGAGGACUGAAGACAGAAUAAGGAAUACACAGGAUUUACAGCAGGCCAGAUGGGAUCCUAGUGAACACACAACAAAUAGUGUACAAAGUAAUUUAAGAUUGGAGAAAUUGAAUGAGCCUUUUAGAAGAAAAAGAGAAGUUGAAAAAUACGAUGGCGCUUGGAAAGAAACAGAGGCAAGAUACAGAGAACAAAAUGAGGCCACUGUAGGAAAUGCAACUUGGACAAGAGAAAAGAAAUACAAAGAAAGAACACAAAGGGACAACGAUGGUUUAGAUAAUCUGCAAAAUAUGUCGCAGAAAAGGCUGCAAAGGCUGGCAACAGAAAAACAAAAAMGCACCAGAGAAAAUCAGCCCAAUGAGUCGACUCUCCCACUCCUUCCUGGUUCUUUUCAUCACAGUCAGCAGCAGCAGGCAGGACCAUCGAUCAGCACUACUAAAGGUGGCCUCAUCCAGCUUCUUCCCUGUGAAAUCUGCAACCGAUCCUUUCUGAGUGACAGACUGGAGACGCAUUUCCAGAUCUGUGCAAAGAAAAGGCAGCAUCAAGUCUUCAGCUCGUUUGCUCAGAGAUCAAAGGAUCCCAGAUGGAUGAAUACUUCAAAGCCCACGAAAGACACACGACUCCAGAGGUUUUAAAAAGGACGAAGACAAAACCACAAGAGAAACAUGUAAUCUGGAUAUAGAUGGACUCCUUGUUAGCAGCACGAGGCCAAAUUAAUUCAAGUCUAAAUGGUAAUUGUCUUGUUACUGUUUUUGAAUGGUUUUAUUAAACAAGAAAAUUUUUCAAUAAGAAAAAUUGUUUUUUUAUUAAACAACCUGUUAUUUCUUUUAACAGAUCAACUAUACGUGUUUCCCUAUAUAACGCCAGUGUUGAGCCAUUUUUUAAACAAAAGGAAACAGACAUGUACAAGAAAAUAUGUGUCAUAAAAUGUUGAUUAGAUAGACACAUUAUAAACAGACACACUUGUUUUAUUUUUAGCUUGCAAAAAAAUAGAGUGACCACGAGCUGGAAAAAAA
Messenger RNA from Austrofundulus limnaeus, 2075 nucleotides. RefSeq lists its product as uncharacterized. The record is from RefSeq and is a predicted model, not a curated record. Bases 537 to 1694 code for a protein of 385 amino acids. The transcript has 2 exons. NCBI's taxonomy places the organism in Eukaryota, Metazoa, Chordata, Actinopteri, Cyprinodontiformes, Rivulidae.